Messenger RNA from Prunus armeniaca (apricot), 558 nucleotides. NCBI's taxonomy places the organism in Eukaryota, Viridiplantae, Streptophyta, Magnoliopsida, Rosales, Rosaceae. The record is from the annotation of a GenBank genome assembly.
AUGGGUUUUGGUUCUGCGGUGCUUGUUGCUCCUGGGAUGCUAUCUGGUGUUUUCUUGUCUUGUUCAGAAGUUGGCAGGUUCUGGUCAGUUUCGACAAUGGAACUUGCGGUGGAAGAGAAGGCGGAUGGAGCAAUCCCAGUAACCACAAUGUCACCACCAGAAGGGAACACAACAUUCCUUGAUGGCACAACAUGGUGUGUGGCCCUUCCCGGGGUUUCCCAAGUUGAUUUGCAAAAUGCAUUAGACUGGGCCUGUGGAUUGGGAAUGGCAAACUGCAAGGCAAUCCAAGAAGGCGGAGCCUGUUAUGAACCGGAAACUCUCUUGUCUCAUGCCUCCUAUGCUUUCAAUGAUUACUAUCAACAGAAUGGGAAUUCUGAUAUAGCUUGCAAUUUUGGAGGAACUGCUGCAGUCACUAAACAUAACCCGAGUUAUGGAAAAUGUGUCUUUGCUGCAGCUGGAUCAGUAGGCUCUGCAGCACCUCCAUUGUACAAGCUUAAUCCGAGCUCUGUUUGGUGGCAACUUGCUUGCCUUUUAUUGCCUUUGUAUCUAGGAAGCUGA